Molecule: messenger RNA, 2474 nt
Organism: Drosophila yakuba
Lineage: Eukaryota; Metazoa; Arthropoda; Insecta; Diptera; Drosophilidae
Product: fibrous sheath CABYR-binding protein
Exons: 2
Coding region: 63-2324 (753 amino acids)
Biological process (GO): negative regulation of protein sumoylation
Molecular function (GO): calcium ion binding
Source: RefSeq, a predicted model, not a curated record
GAUUAAUCAUUCGACCCAUAGAUUCCAUCGUCAAAGCAAUUAGCUUGGAGAUCUAUAGCAAGAUGAAACUUUUCUUAGCCUGCAUCUUUAUUGCCGCCGCGACGGCUGCAGUGAUUCCUGUCGAACAAGCCAGGCACCGUCGUGACGUCUCCGAGAUCGUGAACGAGUACAUCCCGCCGGCGGAGGAAGUUGGCGCCGAGUUGGCCCAAGACCCCGCCGCCCUGGGAGAUGAUGGAUACCGCUACAAGACCGUGCGCCGAUUGAAGCUCCGUCAUCGUCGUGAUGUUUCCGAGAUUGCCAACGAAUACCUGCCCCCCACUGAGGAUGCCGCCACCGAAGCCCCCAUUGAGGAAGCUCCAGUUGAGGAAGCCAGCCAGGACUCCGCCGUCCUUGCCGCCGAUGGAUACCAGUACAAGACCGUUCGCCGAUUGAAGCUCCGUCAUCGUCGUGAUGUUUCCGAGAUCGCCAACGAAUACCUGCCCCCCACUGAGGAGGUUGUUGCUGAUGCCCCAGUUGAGGAGGUUCCAGAUGAGGAAGCCAGCCAGGACUCCGCUGUCCUUGCCGCCGAUGGAUACCAGUACAAGACCGUUCGCCGAUUGAAGCUCCGUCAUCGUCGUGAUGUUUCUGAGAUCGCCAACGAAUACCUGCCCCCCACUGAGGAGGUUGUUGCUGAUGCCCCAGUUGAGGAAGCUCCAGUUGAGGAAGCUCCAGUUGAGGAAGCCAGCCAGGACUCCGCCGUCCUUGCCGCCGAUGGAUACCAGUACAAGACCGUGCGUCGUCUCAAGUACCGCCAGCGUCGUGAUGUUUCCGAGAUCGCCAACGAAUACCUGCCCCCCACUGAGGAGGUUGUUGCAGAUGCCCCAGUUGAGGAAGCUCCAGUUGAGGAAGCCAGCCAGGACUCCGCUGUCCUUGCCGCCGAUGGAUACCAGUACAAGACCGUUCGCCGAUUGAAGCUCCGUCAUCGUCGGGAUGUUUCCGAGAUCGCCAACGAAUACCUGCCCCCCACUGAGGAUGCCGCCACCGAAGCCCCCAUUGAGGAAGCUCCAGUGGAGGAGGCCAGCCAGGACUCCGCCGUCCUUGCCGCCGAUGGAUACCAGUACAAGACUGUGCGUCGCCUGAAGUACCGCCAGCGUCGUGAUGUUUCCGAGAUCGCCAACGAAUACCUGCCCCCCACUGAGGAGGUUGUUGCAGAUGCCCCAGUUGAGGAAGCUCCAGUUGAGGAAGCUCCAGUUGAGGAAGCCAGCCAGGACUCCGCCGUCCUUGCCGCCGAUGGAUACCAGUACAAGACUGUCCGUCGCCUGAAGUACCGCCAGCGUCGUGAUGUUUCCGAGAUCGCCAACGAAUACCUGCCCCCCACUGAGGAGGUUGUUGCUGAUGCCCCAGUUGAGGAGGUUCCAGUGGAGGAGGCCAGCCAGGACUCCGCCGUCCUUGCCGCCGAUGGUUACCAGUACAAGACCGUGCGCCGAUUGAAGCUCCGUCAUCGUCGUGAUGUUUCCGAGAUCGCCAACGAAUACCUGCCCCCCACUGAGGAGGUUGUUGCUGAUGCCCCAGUUGAGGAGGUUCCAGUGGAGGAGGCCAGCCAGGACUCCGCCGUCCUUGCCGCCGAUGGAUACCAGUACAAGACCGUGCGUCGUCUCAAGUACCGCCAGCGUCGUGAUGUUUCCGAGAUCGCCAACGAAUACCUGCCCCCCACUGAGGAUGCCGCCACCGAAGCCCCCAUCGAGGAAGCUCCAGUGGAGGAGGCCAGCCAGGACUCCGCCGUCCUUGCCGCCGAUGGAUACCAGUACAAGACCGUGCGUCGUCUCAAGUACCGCCAGCGUCGUGAUGUUUCCGAGAUCGCCAACGAAUACCUGCCCCCCACUGAGGAGGUUGUUGCUGAUGCCCCAGUUGAGGAGGUUCCAGUGGAGGAGGCCAGCCAGGACUCCGCCGUCCUUGCCGCCGAUGGAUACCAGUACAAGACCGUGCGUCGCCUGAAGUACCGCCAGCGUCGGGAUGUUUCCGAGAUCGCCAACGAAUACCUGCCCCCUUCCGAGGAGGUUGUCACCGAGACUCCUUUGGAGGUGGCUCCAGUUGAGGAAGCUUCUCAGGAUUCUGCUGUUUUGGCUGCCGAUGGUUACCAGUACAAGACCGUGCGUCGCCUGAAGUACCGCCAGCGCCGCGAUGUCUCCGAGAUUGCCAGCGACUACCUGCCCCCCGUUGAGGAGACGGUGGUGGCUGAUGCGCCCGUCGAGGAAGUGUCCCAGGACUCCGCCGUCCUUGGCGACGAGGGCUACCGGUACAAGACCGUGCGCCGUCUGAAGCUGCGUCAUCGCCGUGCCCUGUAAGUGCGGAUGACUGCGAAUACACCUGUACCUGAACUACACGUUCGCGACUUGAUCCUCUCACCCCCACCAACCACUACUAGGCCGUAAGUUUUGCUAUUAUUUAACGAUUGAAAUCAACGAAUAAAUCCAACGAAAAUUGUUAUACCAUAA